Orycteropus afer afer is the source of this 1036-nucleotide messenger RNA. It is a transcript of the gene ABHD6, whose product is annotated as abhydrolase domain containing 6, acylglycerol lipase. Gene Ontology annotation, molecular function: catalytic activity. The record is from RefSeq and is a predicted model, not a curated record. NCBI's taxonomy places the organism in Eukaryota, Metazoa, Chordata, Mammalia, Tubulidentata, Orycteropodidae.
UUUGCCAGCCCUCAAGAGUAGGAUGGAUCUUGACGUGGUUAACAUGUUUGUGAUCGCAGGCGGCACCCUGGCCAUUCCAAUCCUGGCCUUUGUAGCCUCGUUUCUCCUGUGGCCUUCGGCACUGAUAAAAAUCUAUUAUUGGUACUGGCGGAGGACUUUGGGCAUGCAGGUCCGCUAUGUCAACCAUGAAGACUAUCAAUUCUGUUAUUCCUUCCGUGGCAGACCUGGGCACAAACCCACCAUCCUCAUGCUCCAUGGGUUCUCUACACAUAAGGAUAUGUGGCUCAGUGUGGUCAAGUUCCUUCCAAAGAACCUGCACUUGGUCUGUGUGGACAUGCCAGGACAUGAAGGGACCACCCGCUCCUCCCUGGAUGACUUGUCCAUAGACGGGCAAGUUAAGAGAAUACACCAGUUUGUAGAAUGCCUCAAGUUGAACAAAAAACCCUUCCAUCUGGUAGGCACCUCCAUGGGCGGUCAUGUGGCUGGGGUAUAUGCUGCUUACUACCCAUCAGAUGUCUGCAGCCUAUCCCUUGUGUGCCCUGCUGGCCUGCAGUACUCAACUGAUAAUCAGUUUGUACAACGGCUGAAAGAGCUACAGGACUCAGCUGCAGUAGAGAAGAUUCCUUUAAUCCCGUCCACCCCAGAAGAGAUGAGUGAAAUGCUCCAGCUCUGCUCUUAUGUCCGCUUCAAGGUGCCCCAGCAGAUCCUGCAGGGCCUUGUUGAUGUCCGCAUCCCUCAUAACGACUUCUACCGAAAGUUGUUUUUGGAAAUCGUCAGUGAGAGGUCGAGACACUCCCUCCAUCAGAACAUGGACAAGAUCAAGGUCCCGACGCAGAUCAUCUGGGGAAAACAAGACCAGGUGCUUGAUGUGUCUGGAGCAGACAUGUUAGCCAAGUCAAUUGCCAACUGCCAGGUGGAACUUCUAGAAAACUGUGGGCAUACAGUGGUGAUGGAGAGACCCAGGAAGACAGCCAAACUCAUUGUCGACUUUUUAGCUUCUGUGCACAACACAGACAACAACAAGAAGCUGGACUGA